Hyaloscypha bicolor E is the source of this 392-nucleotide messenger RNA. RefSeq lists its product as uncharacterized. The transcript has a single exon. The coding region runs from base 40 to 372 and encodes 110 amino acids. The record is from RefSeq and is a predicted model, not a curated record. NCBI's taxonomy places the organism in Eukaryota, Fungi, Ascomycota, Leotiomycetes, Helotiales, Hyaloscyphaceae.
CUCUAGCAUAUUGAACUUUCAAUAGCCUUUCCUUAAACGAUGACUAACCCAGAGCAAAUCCCGGCCAGCCAAUUCGAAUUCAUCCUCGCCUCUGCCGAAAGUCUCGAUGACGAAACCAAGAAGGCCUCUAUCUCUGGCUUCUCUAGUACUACAACGCUCGGCUAUGACUUUCUCAUCUUUGCCACUAGCUCCCGUGCGAAAGGAGAUACACCGCUCAAGGGAGUAGGGUCUACGGAAGAUAUAAAGGCUACUCUACACGACUUCCAAGCACGGGUGGUAAGCAACGCGACAAGGGAAGCUUGCAGAGCCCCGAGGAAAGUGGGCAAGAUGUCGCUCGACAUAACGUGCUAUUGGUUCUUUUCGGGCGGAUGAAUUGCAAAAUCUGGAUGGAC